Molecule: messenger RNA, 1065 nt
Organism: Canis lupus familiaris (dog)
Lineage: Eukaryota; Metazoa; Chordata; Mammalia; Carnivora; Canidae
Gene: SYNJ2BP
Product: synaptojanin 2 binding protein
Exons: 4
Coding region: 41-478 (145 amino acids)
Molecular function (GO): protein binding
Source: RefSeq, marked validated
CCCAGCCGACCCGGGCGCGGAGCCGGCCGAGCGGUGAGACAUGAACGGAAGAGUGGAUUACUUGGUCACUGAGGAGGAAAUCAAUCUUACGAGGGGACCCUCGGGGCUGGGCUUCAACAUCGUCGGUGGGACAGAUCAGCAGUAUGUCUCCAACGACAGUGGCAUCUACGUCAGCCGCAUCAAAGAGAAUGGGGCUGCGGCCCUGGAUGGGCGGCUCCAGGAGGGUGAUAAGAUCCUCUCGGUAAAUGGCCAAGACCUAAGGAACUUGCUGCACCAGGAUGCUGUAGACCUCUUUCGUAAUGCAGGCUAUGCUGUGUCCCUAAGAGUGCAGCACAGGGUACAAGUGCAGAACGGGCCUCUAGGACAUCGAAGUGAAGGGGAGCCAAGUGGCAUCCCCAUAGCUCUGGUGCUGGUGCCAGUGUUUGCCCUCACCGUGAUAGCAGCCUGGGCCUUCAUGAAAUACCGGCAGCAACUUUGAAAAGCUUAGUCUCUUCCAGUGCUCCCAAUAGAAGACACAUUUCUCUCUCCCUCUCACCUUCGUCCCCUGCCAUUCUCCCAUAUCCUUCCCUCUCUCUGCACGGCCAACACAUCAUUGACAGAGACUGCUACCCAAACAGGACCUCGCUAUCCCAAAUCUCCACAUCCUCAUAUCUCAUGGGAGAGUGAAGGCAUUGUUUGAAAGAAGACUGAAGAAAAGACCUGCCUAGAACAAAUGGGGAGUUACAUAUUUUGCUAGGACCACCAAUAGAAGUUCAGCUACAACCCAAAGAGGGAACAGUCCAGUCUUCCCAUCAGCACGGGUGAUACCUUUCUCUUAGCUGGCAUGCCUCAAAGGCCAGCUAUGUGAUACAAGAGAAGGGAGAAUUUUUCUUCUUAAUGAUCUUCUUUGGGAAGUUUUUGUGGCCUUUAUUUAAUUUCUAUCUACAUACUUGGGUGCCUAUAUGAAAUACAGGAUAAUGACAGCAUUUUUACUUUUUUUAAAAAAGCAAGUGCAUGUGCACACAUACAUCCAUACAUGACAGUAUGAUAGUAAUGCCUUAUGGAGAAUUAAAAAGGUGGAAAGCU